Messenger RNA from Rhopalosiphum maidis (corn leaf aphid), 567 nucleotides. RefSeq lists its product as uncharacterized. The record is from RefSeq and is a predicted model, not a curated record. The transcript has 3 exons. NCBI's taxonomy places the organism in Eukaryota, Metazoa, Arthropoda, Insecta, Hemiptera, Aphididae. Bases 150 to 410 code for a protein of 86 amino acids.
UACCACUGGCUACCUAUAUAUAAUCGUGCGUGAUUAGAACGUGACAACUUGUACGCCAGUAAUCGUGAACGAGAACGCAUCCGAUUGGGUCUAUAAUAUAUUAUAAUAUAUUAAAUUUUAUCUACGUGACUCCACAACCAACUGCAAAAAUGAAAACCUCAGUUGCUAUUCUUUUGACCAUUAUCUCGAUGGCUACUGCAACUCCUCUGUUCUUCGGACCAAAACAUCACGAACACCACGUUAUCCACGUACCAUACCACGUACACAAAGUACCAGUUUACAUCAAAGAGCCCGUAUACAUUCAGAAGCCCGUCUAUAUAUACAAGACAGUCGAUCAUUACGAUCAUCACUACCACCAUGAUGACCACUACGACCAUCACGAUGACCAUUAUGAUAGCCAUUGGUAUUGAUAAGACUAAAAAUAAUAUUUUUUUAAGUUAAAAAUGUUUAAAAUUUCAAGACCUGCAAUUUAUUUUUGUAAUAUAAUUAUAAUAUAAGUCGUGAACCGUAAACUUAAAUCUCCUUUUUACCAUGUAAAAUAAUAUCUUUUGUUAUUGUUUCUCACAA